AUGUCGUCAACUGGAAGUCCGGGCCCAAGUACAUCAACUGCCAAUGGCGGUUCAUCUAAAAUGUCUGGACUAGCCAAGCGAUCAACAGCGGCUAAUUUCUUCAACAAAGAUGAAGAAACAGAAAAAGUAUCGGAGCCGCAGUCAGCUACAUAUGACGUUGUUGUUGAGCUCCUCAAUAACGCAGCUGUUAUGGGAAAGAGUGCUGACAAGAUUGCAAAUCUCCGAAAGGUCCAGGAACUCAUCAUACAUCACUCACCGGACUUGCUGGACAACUUCCUGGAUGAAAUGCUGGCAUACCAGUCAGAUUCUUCAACAGAUGUCAAGAAGUUCAUUAUUGGAUUUAUGGAGGAAGCUUGCAAAAAGGAUAAUGAUUGUUUGCCAAAAAUCUUGCCAAACAUGAUUAUGCUCCUCGGAGAUGAUGAUAUCAAUGUACAGAAGAAAGUCAUCCUGACUGUCAGCAGUAUGUUCAAGCUGACAUUGAUUUGGAUCAGCAAAGCCAAGAAAACUACACAUGACAUGAGCUCAGUGUGGGCCCAUCUGUUUGAGUUGAAGAACCUUCUCUAUGACUUGUUGGAGUCAGUCAAUGAUGGAAUUCGAACCCAUGUGGUCAAGUUUCUAGAAGGUCUAACACUUGUGUUUUCAAGGAAAUCACCAGACUCCGAAGGGACCAAGAAAAAUGACAUUGACAUGUCACUGGAGCAGGUGUCAGAAUCCAAUGGCAUUGUACGAAUUAGUCAACUCGAAGAGGAAGGGAAGAGGGCAUUCGGAUGCCUUUUGCAGUUUCAGAGUUCUCCGCAUAUUUCUAGCAUUAAUUUGAUGACCGUCAUGAACGCCCUGUCCACCAUCGCAAAGCAACGGCCAGAAUAUUUUGACCAGGUUGUCCAGAGUUUUGAAGCUCUUCACGUGAAUCUGCCACCAACUCUGGCCAAGUCACAGGUGAGCAGUGUCCGUAAGAACCUCAAAACUCAGAUGAUGAGUUUGCUCAAGCAUCCAGCUUCGGUGGAUUUCAUACCUCAGAUCUCAACCUUGUUAAUUGACCUGGGUGCCAGCCAGUCAGAAAUUACAAAGAACAUGCCUAAGGAUACUGAGAGUCGCAAGAGAAAAGCCCAGGAACUGAGUGCCAGCUCAGCAGUCAAGAAGAUGAAACCAGAGUUUGAUGAUGAUGAUGACGGUGUCACACCCUGGGUGGACCGAAGCGCUAAGAAAAGCAAGGUAGAGCCGUUGGCAAAUAAGACAGCCAUUGAUGUCACAGCAGAAGAUAUUCUUCCGAGACUCAAUCCACAGAAUGUCACAGAUCUGGUUCUGCUGAGCAUGGUGAUGCUGCCUGAUACUAUGCCAGCCCAGUUUCAGUCGACGUACACCCCAAUAGCUGCGGCUGGCACUCAGGCACAGAUCAGCCAUAUUGCCCGACUGCUGUCCACACAGGUCACCAUGGCUGGGAUGGGCAAAGGGCUGGGAGAGCUACAGCUGCAGAUGGAACAGGGUGUCCCCGAGGAGCCGACAUCUCCUAAACAGGUGAUCCAGACAGUUGUAGGUAUCAAAUACGAUGAAGAAGACAUUGUGCCGACACGGCUGAAAAUCUCACAACUUCCG
Molecule: messenger RNA, 1593 nt
Organism: Candidula unifasciata
Lineage: Eukaryota; Metazoa; Mollusca; Gastropoda; Stylommatophora; Geomitridae
Source: the annotation of a GenBank genome assembly